Messenger RNA from Hemiscyllium ocellatum (epaulette shark), 1448 nucleotides. RefSeq names its product proteasome 26S subunit, non-ATPase 6 (gene psmd6). The transcript has 8 exons. NCBI's taxonomy places the organism in Eukaryota, Metazoa, Chordata, Chondrichthyes, Orectolobiformes, Hemiscylliidae. Gene Ontology annotation, molecular function: protein binding. The record is from RefSeq and is a predicted model, not a curated record. Gene Ontology annotation, biological process: proteasome-mediated ubiquitin-dependent protein catabolic process. Bases 70 to 1239 code for a protein of 389 amino acids. Gene Ontology annotation, cellular component: proteasome regulatory particle.
UGUGCUGUGUCCGCCGGCGGUGUCCACCCGCCGGAAUCAUUUGAAGUGAGAGUCGGAGCGGGUGAAACGAUGCCGCUGGAGAACCUGGAGGAUGAGGGCCUGCCCAAAAACCCGAACCUCGGCAUUGCUCAGGCCAAGUUCUUGCUGACUUUGGACGGCCACAAAAAUGACCCGAAGAUGCGGAGCGAGCUGAUGGAUUCGGUGAAGGAGAACAAUAUGGCACCAUACUAUGAACAGCUUUGUAAAGAUGUCGGGUGGUCAAUUGACACAGACUUGUUGAGCAAAAUGAAAAAGGCAAAUGAGGAAGAACUAAAACGUCUGGAUGAUGUACUGGAGGAUGCAGAAAAGAACCUCGGGGAAAGUGAAAUCAGAGAUGCUAUGAUGGCUAAGGCUGAAUAUCUAUGCAGAAUUGGUGACAAAGAAGGUGCUUUGACAGCUUUUCGGAAAACAUAUGAUAAAACUGUGGCUCUGGGACAUCGUCUAGACAUUGUGUUUUACCUGCUAAGAAUCGGUUUAUUUUAUAUGGAUAAUGAUCUGAUCACACGUAACAUUGAGAAGGCAAAAAGUUUGAUUGAAGAAGGUGGUGACUGGGAUAGAAGGAAUCGUCUCAAAGUUUAUCAAGGGAUGUAUUGUGUGGCAAUUCGAGAUUUCAAGCAGGCUGCAGAGCUAUUCUUAGAUACUGUCUCUACGUUCACAUCCUAUGAACUCAUGGAUUAUAAAACCUUUGUAACUUAUACCGUUUAUGUCAGCAUGAUUGCACUAGAUCGGCCUGACCUUCGUGAAAAGGUCAUCAAAGGUGCAGAGAUUCUUGAAGUACUGCAUAGUCUUCCAGCAGUUCGGCAGUAUCUUUUCUCCCUGUAUGAGUGCCGUUAUGGGGUUUUCUUCCAGUCUCUUGCUACAGUAGAACAGGAAUUGAGAAAGGACUGGCUCUUUUCUGCUCACUAUCGCUACUAUGUACGUGAAAUGAGAAUUUUGGCAUAUAGUCAACUCCUGGAAUCGUACCGUUCAUUAACGCUUACUUAUAUGGCAGAAGCCUUUGGUGUUGGUGUUGAGUUCAUUGAUCAGGAACUAUCUCGUUUCAUUGCUGCUGGUAGACUACAUUGUAAAAUAGAUAAAGUGAAUGAAAUAGUAGAAACCAACAGGCCUGACAGCAAGAACUGGCAGUACCAGGAAACUAUAAAGAAAGGAGACCUGCUAUUGAACAGAGUCCAGAAAUUGUCACGAGUAAUAAAUAUGUAAUUUGUUAAAGGAAUACUUAACAUGUAAUUGCCAUUUAGGUUUUGAAUUGUUCGAGUUAUUUCUCCAAACUUGACCUUUUUAAUAUUUACAAAUCAUGGGUUUAGUUUGUGCCAUUGUUAAACCUUGUGUAGUCUGAACUUCAUAGUUUACUACAGUGGAAACAUUUACAACUGUAUAUAAUAAUAAACAGCCAGAGCAUGUUUUCAAAA